This is a messenger RNA of Morus notabilis, 1100 nucleotides long. RefSeq names its product mitochondrial inner membrane protease subunit 1. The record is from RefSeq and is a predicted model, not a curated record. Gene Ontology annotation, molecular function: serine-type endopeptidase activity. The transcript has 6 exons. NCBI's taxonomy places the organism in Eukaryota, Viridiplantae, Streptophyta, Magnoliopsida, Rosales, Moraceae. The coding region runs from base 165 to 776 and encodes 203 amino acids.
GAGAAAGUGCCAUAAAUUGGGAAUUGCGAAAACGGAAGACCCUCGCAUAGCAAACCACUAACCCGAAAGGGGACUUUUUUGAUUAGGGGUUUAAGAAAAGGGAAUGCAAGGAUAGGACUAUACUGAUUAACCCCAAUUCUCAGUAUAUAUUCCGCUUGAUUGCAAUGGUUUCCCUUUCAACCUGGUUCCGAUACGUCGCCCACAAGUUCGAAUACUCCGUCUCUCUCAGUUGGAAGAACUAUAAGAUAGGUCAAAUUACUGACAGAGAAGUAAACGAUGCCGUUUGGAAGACUUUUUUCCAUGGAAAGUUGACAUACUUGCAUUGGAAUAAAGGAGAGGAGAUGGCCCCAACUAUAAGCGGAGGGACGCUUCUUGUCCGGAAAUUACCACUCGCCGAUCCUACGCGUGUUUCUGUCGGAGAUGUGGUGUUAUUGAAGGAUCCUGAUAAUGAAAAAAAUCAUAUAGUACGAAGAUUAGCUGCCACCGAAGGGUAUGAAAUGCUGUCUACUGAUGCAAAUGACGAACCUUUUGUCCUUGAAAAGGAUCAGUGCUGGGUCUUGGCUGACAAUGAAAAAUUGAAGCCCAAGGAAGUUAACGACAGUCGUAAAUUUGGUCCGGUUCCAAUGAUGGAUAUAGUUGGUAGAGUCAUAUAUUGUCUACGAACAGCCGUGGAUCAUGGACCUGUUCAGAAUAAUUACCGUAGCAUGCGUAAAGAUUCUGCGGUGUUGGAAGUGGAACUGGACGUUGAUGAGAUGGCAAAAAAUCACAAAGCCUGAAGGUUUUCCUGCAUAAAGCGCUGGCUCAUUAGUUCGUAGGUGGUUCAUCAGAUCAGAGAUGGUGGAUUUAUGGACCAAGUUAGCCAAGCUGAGAAAAUUUCUCUCUUUCCUGCUAGAACAUUAAGCAGCUUGUACCAGAAUUUUGAGUUUCAAGUAUUUAUAAACUCUUCUCAAUAACAUAAUUGUAGUCUGGAAAACUACAAAAUAGAGAAGAAAAUCCAGUUGAUAUGAUGAUAUCUAUUUUCUGGAUGCUUGUACUGUUCUGUAUUCUGCUGUGACACCUUUCUUUCCUUCAAAGAAUUCAACAAUGAGUUUUUUUUUUUU